AUGAAGCCCUCACCGCCGCAUAGCAACCACCUCACCCGCGACAAACGCUUACAAGUACAGGCCCUACGCCUUGCGAACAAUUCGCACAAAUAUAUCGCUAGCUUCCUCAACUAUAUAGAGAGACAAGUUCAGUACACAGCUGCUCGUGAACGCAUCACACCAAAGAAGCUCCCUGAUCGCCCUUCAAUCUUUACUGACGCUCAGAUUAAUCAGAUUGAGGUCUUCAUCUGUAGCGCUCGAACUGGUAGACUACUGAGCUACACUCAGUUAGCUAAUAAGCCUUUCUCCGACGCUGUAUGCCAGCGAGGCCACCCACGCUGUGUAGGCCUAGCUAGGCCGCCUCUCUCGCCCUCGAGUCGACGAAAGCGCCUGAAGUGGACCCUGCCUCCCUCCUCAGCAGAUCUCAAUCCAAUUGUGAUAAUUUGGAAUUUGAUGAAGGAUUGCAUCCAUAAGCACUAUAGAGAUGUGCAGCUCUCCUACGAUCAUUUACAAGUGGCAGUACGAGUAGCCUGGGAUUCAAUUACAGAAGCUCAGCUUCAAGAGCUUUUUGAGAGUAUGAGAGAUCGUUGUGCAGCAGGAACUUGCUACGCAGGAAGCGUUCGUAAAAUACCAAGUAUUGUAUGUAAUUAA
Lindgomyces ingoldianus is the source of this 630-nucleotide messenger RNA. RefSeq lists its product as uncharacterized. The transcript is spliced from 4 exons. The record is from RefSeq and is a predicted model, not a curated record. The coding region runs from base 1 to 630 and encodes 209 amino acids. Lineage: Eukaryota; Fungi; Ascomycota; Dothideomycetes; Pleosporales; Lindgomycetaceae. Gene Ontology annotation, molecular function: nucleic acid binding.